Porites evermanni is the source of this 803-nucleotide messenger RNA. NCBI's taxonomy places the organism in Eukaryota, Metazoa, Cnidaria, Anthozoa, Scleractinia, Poritidae. The record is from the annotation of a GenBank genome assembly.
CAGAACUCAAACACGUGUUUGCAAGGAGCCCCUAAACGUAACGGCAUCAAUGGACAUAAUAGGUUACCAGGCCGCGACGGCCAAGAUGGGGCGAAAGGUGAAAAGGGCGUGACAGGCCCCCCUGGAUCACGUGGUGGGAAGGGAGAAAGAGGACCAAGUGGAACAGACACUGAUCACUGGAACUGGAAACAGUGCGCGUGGAAGAGUAGCGAUAGCCGUGAUAUUGGACUGAUCAAGGUUUGUUGAUUUCACAGAGAUCAAUGCUUUUGAAAGCCCUCUGGGCGAAAAGAACGUUUAACACUAAGUGAACUUGGUUUUUUUCCGUUACUGUGUCAUGUGGUUCUUUUAGACAAAUCCUUAGUUUGCGUGUCUACCAAGGAUAGCACAUACAUCUAUUUCUAAGUCUGUUCUCUUUUGAACAGACAUAGAAAUAAUCGUUGUUUCUAUUGCUGCAGGAUUGUCAGUUCACUAAAACCAAUGAUGACACUGCUCUCCAUGUUGUUUACCAAGGAAAAGUAAACGUGGGAGGUUGUAACGACUGCUGCAAGCGAUGGUUCAUCACUUUCAAUGGAGCCGAGUGCACUGGUCCCCUGCCUAUUGACGUAGUGCUGUGGAUCCGAAAUAAGGACGAAGCCAACCACAGACCAGGGUUCAUUGAGGGCUACUGUAACAACAUACACAAGAGCAAAAUCCGAGUUGCAAUCAACAUUGGAAAUUGUGCAGGAUAUGGAAAUUCUGAUGGUAACACAGGCUGGAAUUCAGUGUCCCGUUUGAUCAUUGAAGAAGUUCCUCGGUCCCAGUAA